Molecule: messenger RNA, 309 nt
Organism: Miscanthus lutarioriparius
Lineage: Eukaryota; Viridiplantae; Streptophyta; Magnoliopsida; Poales; Poaceae
Source: the annotation of a GenBank genome assembly
AUGACCUCGGCAGCCACGCCGACGUUGGAGAAGCUACGGCUGGCGAACAUCGUCUUCCACCAUGUCGCCCCCAGCGGGGGCCACCCUGUCCCUGGUGCGUGGAUCAUCCACACGCCCAACCUCCGGUGGCUGGAGCUACGCAUGACGAUGGCCGGCGCUGGCUCUCGAGAGCUGGGGCACCUCCACAAGCUUGACUAUGCCAGCAUCAUGCUCAACGCCCAAGAGCCAAGAGACUACAGGAGGCUGAUCACUGAGCUUUCUAGCGUCAGGGAGCUUGAGAUCCUUAACUCUGACUGCACCACAUUUUAG